CGUAUUGCUCUAUGUACUUGUCUGACGCCUCGUAUUCUGUCGGGCUGGGCUCGGAGCGAAAAGAAGGAUAAAGUCUGGGGUUACCGGGAAGAUGAAAUCAUACUUGUUAUUAAGUCUGUAAGUUCUGAAAGGAAGAACUUUAUUGCCAACGUCACUUCUUCGGCAGUCAACAUUGCAGACAAUAGAGAAAUUGGCGUAACCGUGCGGCGAAGAGAGUACGAUGGUACGUCUAGUUCGAGCAUCUUGAGAAAGAGGAACCAGAGAUCCAGCCGACGCUCCCAUGGUAAAGCACUGAGCAAACGGAAAGUAAUACCGGAAUCGCAAAACUUUACAUUAGGCAUGCCUGAGAAAGAAAUUCUUGAUAAAAACAGUACCUUUGGGUGGUUUGUUGGUCCAUUUGGAUCGAUGGAGGACAAAAUACUCUCUAUGGAUCCCAAGAGAAGAUUGGGAACCUGUGACAGGGAUGGGGAUUUCGCCCGACUCAUUCGGUCGAGGAGAUUCCUGUUAAUUCUCCAUGAGCUCUCAAUGACCGGGGCUCCACUGUCGAUGAUGGAGUUGGCGACUGAACUUUUGAACUGCGGGGCAGAUGUUUCAGCUGUUGUUUUGAACAAGAAGGGUGGGCUGAUGGCCGAGCUGGCUCGGAGAGGGAUCAAGGUGCUCAAUGAUAGGUCCAAGUUCAGCUUUAUCUAUGCAAUGGACUGUGAUCUUGUCAUUGCAGGAUCAGCAGCCUGUGCCAAGUGGAUCGAACAGUACACCAACUAUUUUCCUGCAGGUACAAAUCGAAUUGCUUGGUGGAUAAUGGAAAAUCGACGGAUAUACUUCGAGCGGUCAAAAACGGCUCUUGACAGAGUGAAAAUGUUGAUAUUUAUCUCCGAGCUGCAGGCUGAGCAAUGGCUGGCCUGGUGCGAAGAAGAGAACAUCGAACUGACGUCUCCACCUAUGGUUGUACCACUCUCUGUUAAUGAAGAGUUGGCUUUAGCAGCGGGCAUUCCUUCUUCUCUUAACACUCCGUCUAUCACCGUCAAGAAGAUGAAGAAGAAGAGGCAGCAGCUGCGGGAUUCAGUUAGGAAAGAGAUGGGACUGACUGAUAACGACAUGCUUGUGAUUUCGUUGAGCAGUAUAAAUUCUGGAAAAGGCCAGCUCCUGCUUCUUGAAUCAGCACUCCUGGUGAUUGAGAAUAACACUUCACAACUACGCACUCUCGAACUUGGACAGGAAGAUGAUAGAUUGUCAAUUAGAAGGUUCCACUCGAGAGCGUCAUUCCCAGACUUGAUUAGCUCCCAAUCAGACAAUAUACCCAACUACGUCGAGUCUUCUCUUGAGAACAGAAGAGCCUUACUCUAUAGGGGCGCUAGCGCUUUACUAAAUGGAAGAAGGAAAGCACUAUCUGAUGAUACUGCAAGACAUGAGCCAAAUCUAAAAAUUCUGAUUGGUUCAGUUGCAUCGAAAAGUAACAAGGCUACUUAUAUCGAGGGAAUCCUGAGCUUCUUAUCCAAGCAUCCGGACUUUUCGAGGUCGGUGUUGUGGACUCUGGCAACAACACGUGUCGCUUCGCUUUACUCUGCUGCAGAUGUUUAUGUCAUGAAUUCUCAGGGAGUCGGAGAAACAUUUGGGAGAGUCACAAUCGAAGCGAUGGCUUACGGCCUUCCGGUGCUCGGGACAGAUGCUGGAGGCACGAAAGAGAUAAUCGAGCACAACAAGACUGGGCUGCUUCACCCAACAGGUCGUUCCGGGACAAAAGUUCUAGCUGAGAACCUCCGGCUUUUGCUUAGGAACCCGCAAGCUAGGGCGCAGAUGGGGAUGAAAGGAAGGAAAAAGGUGGAGAUGCUGUACUUGAAGCAUGACAUGUACAGAAAACUUGCAGAAGUCCUCUACAAGUGCAUGGGAAGAUAGGAAGGCAUAAUACAAAACUAGUCUUCCAACGCUUUGAGCAUGCCUUUCUUUUAUAGUUAUUUUUUGAUAAAUAUAUUUUAAAAAUACUCUAUAAUCAUGAUUAAUUGUAUUUAUAGUUUGUAUAGUAUUAUAUAUUAAUAACUUAUUAUUUAUCCACCUUAU
Punica granatum (pomegranate) is the source of this 2055-nucleotide messenger RNA. NCBI's taxonomy places the organism in Eukaryota, Viridiplantae, Streptophyta, Magnoliopsida, Myrtales, Lythraceae. The record is from RefSeq and is a predicted model, not a curated record.